UGAGAUGGGUCUUCAAAAUUUCAAAAUUUCUAUAUUUCAAAUAAUUUUCACUCCGUUUUGUUGCACAUACGAAAUGCAGCAGAAAUCGAGAGAACAGGGUAGUGGAAUAGUCGGGAAACAAGACACGAAUGUCAAGGAAAUGUGUAGACAUGGGUACGAAAUGGGUCGGGAAAUAGACAUUUGUAUUUUUAAGGAACUGCGUUCGUCUGCAAAACCUAUUGAUAUCUCACUUUAUUGAGGGUUCUGUGAGGAUUGCGAUGGAUAAGGACUUGUUGCCGAAGGUUCUUGAAACAAUGAAAAGAAAGUUGGAACCCGUUGAGGAUUUUUCUGAUGAGGACGACUCUACACCUCUGGUAUUUAAAAGGUUUCCAGCACGUCUGACUGCUAAGCCUAAGGCCCGCAGUGCCUCUUCUGCAGCAGCUGGUGCCACUGCCGCAAAACCUGAGGUGACUGGAUUUGGAUCAGGUAGGAUGUGUAAGUUGGUGAGCCACCAUCAUAAGCUUGAGUGCAAUAGUGGUAUGCAAACUGAAGAGACUACUACUGCUAGCCAGGCUCAGAGGCAGAUGCAUCAAUUCACCUCAACUGUUACGGAGCUGUGCACCGGCUUUGAGACAUUAAAGAAGAAAAAUGAAGAGCUGAGGAAACAAGUAACUUACCUCGAGGAUCAGAUCCAAAAGUGGAAGGAUCAGAAAGCUAGCUGGGAUGUGAAGAAGAAAGAACUUGAGAGGGAGUGUGAUGAAGCUCGGAAAGAAGCACUCACUGCUGUUGGCAAGAAGCGUGAUAUCGAGGAGAAACUGGAGAAGGCUGUCAAAGAGUUAAAUGAUGCCAAAACCUCUGCUAAGAAGGCAAUAUACGAAGCUGUUGCUUCAACUACCAGGUGUUACAAGAAUUGCGUAGGCAAUCUUGUUGCAUCCCUGGGAAAUGGUGAGGGAGAAUCAUUAAAGAACGGUGUGAAGGAGCUCAUUAAGGAAAUUCUCUGUGAUGAUAGGGCCCUAGCUGGUGAGGCAGUUCACGUUGCAAGACAUUCAGGUGAUGAUACUACAAAAGACAAAGCCCGAUAACAAUCACUUAGCCGGGUUUUUUUAGAGAGUGCUGAUUCGCUGAGUUAUUACCUGUGAGCUAAGCAUCUUUUGUUGAUUACAUUUAUCCUAUAGUUCUAAAACUAUGUAAAAAGCCAAGUUGGUCUUCGAUAUGAUCUCAACUAAUUGAGGUAAGAAUAUAAAUCUUUGCAGAUUUUAAUUAGCUAUUACGUGUGAACAUCUUUUGUUAAGUGCAUCUCUUGCACGCUUUCUGGAUUAUGUACUUUGACUAACUACAUGGCUCAGUGAUCUCUGUUUAAGAGAACUAGAUACUGAAAAUGAUUGACUCGGUAGACAAGGGGAUGGGAGUUACUGAUGGGA
Messenger RNA from Daucus carota subsp. sativus, 1400 nucleotides. RefSeq lists its product as uncharacterized. NCBI's taxonomy places the organism in Eukaryota, Viridiplantae, Streptophyta, Magnoliopsida, Apiales, Apiaceae. The record is from RefSeq and is a predicted model, not a curated record. The transcript is spliced from 4 exons. The coding region runs from base 258 to 1061 and encodes 267 amino acids.